Prorocentrum cordatum is the source of this 945-nucleotide messenger RNA. The record is from the annotation of a GenBank genome assembly. NCBI's taxonomy places the organism in Eukaryota, Dinophyceae, Prorocentrales, Prorocentraceae.
GGGCACCUCUGGGAGUGCUCAAGCCAGCUGGAGAACGCGCUGGGCCGCACCACCGAGACCCCCGACCACAUCAGCAAGAGCGCGGCUUACCAGGUCCUGACAGCAGCGGCCGACCAGCUGGACCAGCUCUUCGAGAGGACCAUGGGCACCAUCGAGCGGUUCUACUGCAUGGCGCACAAGGUCGCCCUGGAGGACAGGCCGCGCUUUAUGGGCCGAGGGCAUGGGUGCCAGCUCAAGGAAGUAGAGAACAGGGGGCGAGGCGAGAAGCGAGAGCGCUGCAGGAACAUGAAAGCAGACUGGUGGGCACGAGUGGAAACGACACUCGCGCUGACGGCUAAGCUGAGGAGGAGAGACAGAGGGCACCAGCAGCUGGAACGGUUGGAAAAGGCAGCGCGCGCGCUCGCCUACACCAUGCCAGAGCUGAAGGGCCACGUUACCCCCACGGCGGAACUCCACCACCAGAUUUGGAGGAGCAGGCUCAAGAACCUUGGCAACGUACCCGUGGACAUCAUCGACGGCAUGGCUGAACAGGCCGAGCUGGAGAAGCACGCAGCGGUGAAGCGCGACUACAGGGAGAGCACGAGGCACUUCUGCCAGUGGCUAGCCGACACGGAGGCGAAGCCAAGGGUGCUUCACUUGAUCACCAAGCCGCCCGUCCGGCGGGAGGAAGAGAUCGCGACGCCAGCCAAUACCACGGACUACCCAGUGGAGAUUGCAGACAUGAAGGCGGAGGUGUUCAGCAAUAUAUGGAGCUGCAACGGGCUCCCCCACGAGCAGCACGCCGUCAUCCUGCAGAACCUGCGCGCGCAGGCGCUCAGCGCGGACUACAGCGCCUGGACCGUGGAGGACCUCGGCGCGGCGCCCAAGGGCGAGCCCGACCGAGGACAGGGGAUCGACAAGCUGAGCUGCUCGGACAUCAGGAGGCUGCCACUCGAGGGCAGGCAG